AUGUCGAUGGAAGGCCCUCUCAGCUCCGCAGAAUCCAGCAUUCACGAAAUUGUCACCCUCGUCGCCAACUAUCGAACAGAUGAGGCCCUGGCUCGUUCCCAGAUCGCAGUCCUACAGAAACAGUGGGAGGAUCUACGUCGAGACCAGGAUGGCUUACGACAACAACAGGAAGAAAUGAAGCGCCAGCAAGAAUACUUCCGACAACAGCAGGAGGUAGCCAGGCGUCAGGAGGAGGUAUACCGGAAACAGCAGGAAGUUCUGCGCUCACAGGAGGACGUGUUAAGACAGCAGGAGAUGGCCGUUUUUCGACAGUUGGUGGAUGGUCGUGUGCUACUAGAUCAAGCCCCUUUGUCGCUGCAGCGGGCGUUGUACAGUGCACAAAGCCGUGCUGCAGAAUACAAGAAUCGUUCAGCACUUGUACAUUUGCUACCGACGGAGAUUGUCUCUGAGAUUUUCCUCACGGGUCAGCACCUUCAGUUGUAUGACCCAAAGUGGAAGUCUGAGAAGGUACGCUUUGAGAUACUUGUCUCUCAUGUUUCCAGAGAAUGGCGCGCGAUUGCCCUUGGCACGGCGAAUCUCUGGAAAUCUGCCUCUGUCUUUCUCGACGAGCCCGAGAGGAUACACGCGUACUUGAGCCGCUCUGCGGAGGCGUUGCUCGAACUCAAUUUGCUUUCACGCAUUGAAACGUCCGCAGAUGAGUUGCGGUGCAUUUGGUCGGUCCUGAUUGCCCCGCACCUGCACCGAGUUGAAUCCCUUUCUUUCAUUUACCGCUGCCCAUUGCAGCUCAAAGAAACUCUCCAAUUGCUAUCUGAAGCUUGUCUUCCCUCUCUCGUUCAUCUCAGUGUUGAUUGCCCGAGCGCGGCGGAGUAUUUUGACAUUCACAGGGUAGAGGGAUUCAACAUGCUAGCCGGAGGCGCCCCUAAACUCUCUUCUCUAAGGCUGAACGCUAUUUUACCUGAGGAGGGGUCGACGUAUCUCUCAUCCAUUCGUACCCUCGCCUUGACAUUGCCACCGUCUACCAGGCAUUCCCAAUUUACGUCGACGCAACACAUUUACUCACUCUUACCCUCAUUCAUACAUCUUACCACCCUCUCAGUCGACAACUGGCUGCCCGAAGGCCCCCGCCGAAGAGUCACCCUCCCAAAUCUCCUGUGCUUCAAGUAUGGCUCGUUCAACAGAACAGAUAUUCCAGACAUAGACGCUUUACGCGACUUCCUCACCACGAUCAUAAUGCCUAAAGUGAAAUCUUUUAUCUUUGAAUUUGAAACUGGCAUGGCAGUCGUAGAGCUAUUCAGACGCCUAGGUUCCGAAACCCACCAGGAAUUCCUUCACCUUCGGGACCUUGUCUUCGUUUCACAAGAAUUGAUGUCGACGGAAGUUAACCCCUUGCGGGAUCGUGUCGUUCGUGUGCCGAGUGUCUCUAAUCCGUUCGAAUACGUCGAGAAUCUCUCCCUAGUCAAUCUUUCCAAUACCGACGUCACACUCGCGCCUAUUUUAGGUGUCGAAGAUACCAACAAUUCAACUUCAUUUCCCCGUCUACCGAAUCUUAAGAACCUUACCGUCGGGUAUCCAUUCUUGACUCCUCCGAUGCUGCGUGGUAUUCUAGGCAAACGGGAGGCUAUGGGCCAGCCGAUACCCGGACUUUGCGUCCCCGAUUCUUUCAUUAACGAUGUGACGGUCUUUGGGAGCCCCCAAGACAUCAAAUUGUUCCAUGGCCAGACUCAUGUGAACAUGGAACGAUUCGACCCCGGCGAGUUUUUCGCGUCGCUUGAAGUGCUUCCCCUUGGAGAAGCGGAGACGAAGGCUAUAACCCGCAUGGGCAAUAGGUAUGCGAGAUGGCAUCCUUUGUGGCAGGUUAACGUUGGUCAAAGCCAAACGUGA
Molecule: messenger RNA, 1881 nt
Organism: Laccaria bicolor S238N-H82
Lineage: Eukaryota; Fungi; Basidiomycota; Agaricomycetes; Agaricales; Hydnangiaceae
Exons: 1
Coding region: 1-1881 (626 amino acids)
Source: RefSeq, a predicted model, not a curated record